AUGGCUAGCAAUGAAAGCGAAUACAUGCUUGUCCCUCAUAAACAUAAAAUCAAUUUCUACAAAACCACAAAAGUUCAUGUAUCCAAUGAUUUUGUUAAUACAGUAGAUCCUUAUCAUUUUAUCUCUUUCCCAGAUUUGCUAGCCAGGAACUUUGACACUCGUGUUGCAUUUGAUUUUCUAGGUGAAGUUGUGUCAACUGAUCCCAUGCGAGUCAUUGUUGAGUAUGGAAGAGAGAAAAGGUUAAUGAAUCUGGUUGCUCAGGAUUUAAGUGGUACGAGAAUUGCAAUCGCUUUGUGGGGCAGUUUUGCAAUGAAGCUGAAUACUUACAUUUCACAACAUAAUAAUGACACUGCUCCUGUUAUUAUCCUGCUACGUUUGGCCAAACUCAAAAUUUGGGGUGGUCAGCCUCAAGUUGGUAAUUGUUUGUUUGGGUCUAGAUUGCAUAUAAAUGAUGAUAUGCCUCAGAUUUUGGAGUUCAAAUCAAAUCUUAAUGCUUUGGAUACGAAUGUUGAGUCUUCUAGCCGUACAUCCCAGCUCAACUCAGAUACCGGAGUUGGUUUAACCAUUAUCGCAACUAUCAUUGGUUUUGAUAUGGAUGAUGGUUGGUAUUCAUUUUAUUGUCGUGAUUGUUCUAAAAAAGUUACUAAAAAUGAUGAUGAUGUUGAUGCUGGCCCUUUUCACUGUGAUGGUUGUGGAUUUGUCUCGGAUGUAUUUGGAAAGAUUAGGAUAGUAGUUCGUGUGCAAGAUGAAAGUGGCUCUUCUUCGUUUGUAUUGUUUGAGCGUCAUGUAAAAGAUCUUAUUCAUCGUGGAAACCAAUGGUUGAUGGACAAAAUAGCUAAGGAUCAGGGGCGUCAACAGAUACCUGAUGAGUUCAAAAUUCUUCUAAAUAAGAAGUUUUUCUUCAAAGUUCAGAUUUCCAUGUUCAAUCUGCAGAACAACUAUCGUGCUUACACUGUGCAUAAGUUAACCGAUGAUGAAAGGGUUCUUGCUGAGGUGACAAAACAGUCACCAAAUCAUCAACAUCAUAAUAUAAAUGAUAAUGGUACUCCUAUUAACAAGCCAAAUAAGGAAAAUACUAAUUCUGUGCAUGAUGACAAUCUUGAUGUUGUUGACCUUGAAGCUGUAACACCAUCAUCGAGUACGGGGAAGCUCCCUAUUGAGAUUGUUGCCAACACUGACUCUUUGGAGUGGUCUUCUUCAAAAACUUGUGUUGUACAGGAUACCUUGAAGAUCCCAAAGUUGGAAAAGUUGGACUAA
Messenger RNA from Lactuca sativa (garden lettuce), 1257 nucleotides. Lineage: Eukaryota; Viridiplantae; Streptophyta; Magnoliopsida; Asterales; Asteraceae. The record is from RefSeq and is a predicted model, not a curated record.